AUGGGCACCCAAAUCAAGAUCACUUCAGAACAGCUAUUUUUUGUUGGAGCAAUCCUUAGAGUUGUAUUUUUCCUUUUUGGGCUUUGGCAAGACAAGUAUAUGCCCGUGAAUUAUACAGACAUUGAUUAUGUUGUCUUCUCGGACGCUGCAAAGUAUGUCGCUGACGACAAGUCGCCAUAUCUGAGGGAAACCUACCGCUACACGCCCAUGCUUGCGUGGUUCCUCUUACCAGUCACAUUCGGGGGAAACUGGGAGCACUAUGGGAAAGCUUUAUUCAUGCUAUGUGACAUUGUUACUGGUGCACUCAUCACAGAUGUUCUCAAGAGAGAAGUCGCCGUUAAAAGCAAGCCAUCUACAACCUUUGAAAGCAACAAAAUCACCAUUCUCUCUGCUAUUUGGGUGCUUAACCCUAUGGUUAUUACUAUCAGUACGAGAGGCUCUUCGGAGAGCGUUCUUACGUGCUUCAUAAUGUUGGCAGUUUCAAACCUUUUGAAAUCCCAAUAUUUUUUAUCAGCAGUAUUCCUAGGCUUGUCAAUUCACUUCAAGAUUUAUCCAAUUAUCUACUUACCAGCUAUAAUGUUUUACCUUACCCCCAAAAGGCUGCCAUUGGUAAAGCAAUUGCAAAAUGUUCCUGUGCUUGGCUGGGUUAACAAGCUCAACUUAAUCUACUUUUUCGUUGUGCUUAUUUCUUUUGCACUUCCAACAUACUUGAUGUAUGAGUUUUAUGGGUAUGAGUUCCUAUACCAUUCUUAUCUUUACCACUUGACCAGGUUGGAUCAUAGACACAAUUUCUCAUUGUACAACUUGGCACUCUAUCUUAAAUCUGCCCAGAAGUACACACAAGAGUCUUUGACUAGUGGUAGUUUAACUGCCAUAGUCCUUGAUAUGAUCGAAAAGGCUGCACUCGUCCCACAACUAGUGCUUUCUGGUAUCGUGAUUCCUUUGGUUUUGGCGAGAAAGAGCAUCACGAAUUGCAUGUUUAUACAAACGCUCACGUUUGUCACCUUCAACAAGGUCAUGACCUCCCAAUAUUUUAUUUGGUUCCUUAUCUUCUUGCCCAAUGGCUCUUCCUAUGUCGAACAUGGCAACACCAAAGUUAUGUGCAUCGUGAAAGGACCUAUGGAGCCACAUACAAGGUCUCAACAAGACCAGUCAAAGGCGACUCUCGAGAUAAGCAUAAAUGUCGCCAGCUUUUCCACUUUGGAAAGAAAGAAGAGGAACAAGAAUGAGAAACGUCUUGUCGAGCUCAAAGCUACACUUGAAAGAACCUUUGAACAAAGUAUCCUCACGCAUUUAUAUCCUAAGACUCUCAUUGAAGUACAUGUUCAAGUUUUAGCGCAAGAUGGUGGCAUGCUAGCCAGUAUAACUAAUGCUAUCACUUUGGCUCUCAUAGAUGCUGGUAUAUCUAUCUAUGAUUAUGUGUCUGCUGUCACAGUGGGACUUCAUGACCAAACACCUCUUCUUGACCUUAAUACGUUGGAGGAGGGAGAUGUCAGCAGUUUAACCAUCGGAGUUGUGGGAAAGAGUGAGAAAUUGGCAAUGUUGCUCAUGGAGGACAAAAUGCCUUUAGAUCAUUUGGAAUCUGUUCUCGGUAUCGCCAUAGCGGGAAGCCACAAGAUCAGAGAGCUUCUUGACGAUGAAGUAAGGAAGCACGGUAAUAAAAGGCUGGCGAAACUUCAGGGCUAG
Candidozyma haemuli is the source of this 1686-nucleotide messenger RNA. RefSeq lists its product as uncharacterized. Gene Ontology annotation, biological process: GPI anchor biosynthetic process. Lineage: Eukaryota; Fungi; Ascomycota; Pichiomycetes; Serinales; Metschnikowiaceae. The coding region runs from base 1 to 1686 and encodes 561 amino acids. The transcript has 2 exons. Gene Ontology annotation, molecular function: GPI mannosyltransferase activity; alpha-1,4-mannosyltransferase activity. The record is from RefSeq and is a predicted model, not a curated record. Gene Ontology annotation, cellular component: glycosylphosphatidylinositol-mannosyltransferase I complex; membrane.